AUGACGACCGUCGUUGCUGGAUUGGCUACCGGGCCAGUCAAGUUGAAGGCCGUCACAGAUCUAGUGGACAAACUUACCGACGACCUUGAAAGGGCCACCCUCCUCCCUCAAGCUUGCUCAGAGCGCAAUAACGCCCUGGAAGAUCUGAAAAUAUACAGUAGAGACCCAAGAGAUGCGGAUCCUAUUUUCACCAAGAAUCAGGGCAUCUCCAUGCUCCUCCGCCAUGCAUUCCACAGCCCAUGCACCGGGACAGUCCAAGCCGCCCUUCGAGUUUUGGCAAACGCCAUGCUGCUUAAACCUGAGACGCGACAGAUGUUCGUCGACGAGAGAUUUCCUCCAAAAGCCAGCAGUGAACUUGCGACAGACAACUGGGAUAAUGAGUUUCUCAUCUCCCGUAUCCUCUUUCUCUCCACCUAUGGCACAGAUAUAAAUCUCCUGGAGUUGAUCGAUAAUUACCAACUUGCCGACCAUAUUGUUCAGAACCUGAAGCGGCAUGUUGAGGCCUUGUCGGGUAGGGCCAAGACCAAGGCCGAGCCGAUGGAAGAAAUGGCACUCGAAGAAACCUUGAAGCUCAUGUUCAACGUGACUCACUUCUGCAAGGCGAAAGUGUCAUCCUUCACUCCCGGCGUUGCUCAUGCCGUCGCUCUCCUUUGGAAACAAGACAUUAUGAGUGAUAGGCCUCUAGAUCCCCCUUUCGGCCCUCUUGUCAAUGCUCUCCUUAAUCUUGACCUCGAAGCUGAUGAAAGUCUCGCCACGCUCUAUCCUAACAGUGAUGCCACGAGAGUCUCCGCGAGGCUGAUAGAACUUGCUGGAAAGUCGAUGGUAGCAUACAAUGAUAGUGAGCUCGAGACCACUGUGACGCCACUAAUUAGCCUUACUGGCAAGAUUUAUGAAAACGCCCCGGAAACAGUGCGCCAACACCUGCGAGAAUCGCUCCUCCCUACCGCCGAAGAUAGACAGGAUGUGCUGGGGCGGGGGCGCUCACUGUCGUCAAAACUACUUACAAACUCAAUAAACCCAAUGGCCCCAGCCUUGAGGAAUGCCAUCUCGCACCUUCUAUUCGACCUCUCGGACAGAGACGCAUCAAAGUUCGUGGAAAACGUCGGGUACGGUUUCGCAUCAGGUUUUCUCUUCCAGAACAACGUGCCAAUUCCUGCUUCGGCAACCGAACCCUUCAACGCCAGGGACACCAGCCGGAUACAGAAGCCGGUAAACCCAACCACGGGGCAGUUUCUCGACAGGGAGCUUGCUGUCGAUGUGCCAGAAAUGACGCCGGAAGAAAAGGAGCGAGAAGCUGAACGAUUGUUCGUGCUCUUCGAAAGGUAUGGCCUAGCAUGGAUGCCGUUGCACAAUCGUUUGAAAUCUGACGUCUCCCCCAGGUUGAGGAAUACAGGUGUGGUCGAUGUUCAAAACCCCAUAGAACGAGCGGUUCAGGAAGGUAGAUUCCAGGAACUGGACGACAAUGAAGUCGAGCACCUAAGUUAA
Molecule: messenger RNA, 1485 nt
Organism: Drechmeria coniospora
Lineage: Eukaryota; Fungi; Ascomycota; Sordariomycetes; Hypocreales; Ophiocordycipitaceae
Product: guanine nucleotide exchange factor synembryn
Exons: 4
Coding region: 1-1485 (494 amino acids)
Biological process (GO): G protein-coupled receptor signaling pathway
Cellular component (GO): cytoplasm
Molecular function (GO): guanyl-nucleotide exchange factor activity; G-protein alpha-subunit binding
Source: RefSeq, a predicted model, not a curated record